AUGGUCCAAAAAGUUCUUUUGUUAGGUUCUGGUUUCGUUGCCAAACCAACCGUUGAUAUCUUAUCUGAACAACCAAAUGUUGAAGUUACUGUUGCUUGUAGAACUUUAUCUAAAGCUAAAGAAUUAGCUGGUGAUAAUGCUAAAGCAAUUUCCCUUGAUGUUACCAAUGAAGCUGCUUUAGAUGAACAAGUUGCUGCUCAUGAUUUGGUUAUUUCCUUGAUUCCAUACACUUACCAUGUUUUAGUUGUCAAAUCUGCCAUUAAAAACAAAAAGAAUGUUGUUACCACUUCAUACAUUAACCCACAAUUGAAAGCUUUGGAAAAAGAAAUUGAAGAUGCUGGUAUCACUGUUAUGAACGAAAUUGGUUUGGAUCCAGGUAUUGAUCACUUGUAUGCUGUUAAAACUAUUGAAGAAGUUCAUGCUGCUGGCGGUAAAAUUGUUUCCUUCUUGUCAUACUGUGGUGGUUUACCAGCUCCAGAAGAUUCUGACAAUCCAUUGGGUUAUAAAUUCUCUUGGAGUUCAAGAGGUGUUUUAUUAGCUUUAAGAAACCAAGCUAAAUAUUGGCAAGAUGGUAAAGUUGUUGAAGUUUCAAGUGAAGAUUUGAUGGCUAGUGCUAAACCAUAUUUCAUUUACCCAGGUUACGCCUUGGUUUGUUAUCCAAACAGAGAUUCUACCACUUAUAAAGAAUUAUAUAACAUUCCAGAAGCUCAAACUGUUAUUAGAGGUACUUUGAGAUUCCAAGGUUUCCCAGAAUUCAUCAAAGUUUUCGUUGAUACCGGUUUCUUGAAGGAUGAUUCAAUGGAAGUUUUCUCUAAAGAAGGUCCAUGGAACAAAGCUACUGCUGAAUUGAUUGGCGCAAAAUCUGAAUCUGAAGCUGAUCUUGUUUCUAGAAUCAAUGAAUUGACUAAAUUCAAAUCACCAGAAGAUCAAGAAAGAAUCUUGGCUGGUUUCAAAUGGUUAGGUUUAUUAUCUGACAAGCCAAUUACUCCAAGAGGUAACCCAUUAGAUACAUUAUGUGCUACUUUGGAAGCAUUGAUGCAAUACGAAGAAGGUGAAAGAGAUUUAGUUAUCUUGCAACAUAAAUUUGGUAUUGAAUGGAAAGAUGGUUCUAAAGAAACUAGAACUUCUACUUUGGUUGAUUAUGGUGAUCCAAAGGGUUACUCUUCUAUGGCUAAAUUGGUUGGUGUUCCAUGUGCCGUUGCUACUAAACAAAUCUUGAAUGGUACUUUAUCCAAGAAAGGUUUGUUGGCACCAAUGACCUCUGAUAUUAACGAUCCAAUCAUGAAAGAAUUGAAAGAUAAAUAUGGUAUUUACUUGGUUGAAAAAACUAUCUAG
Molecule: messenger RNA, 1335 nt
Organism: Candida tropicalis MYA-3404
Lineage: Eukaryota; Fungi; Ascomycota; Pichiomycetes; Serinales; Debaryomycetaceae
Gene: LYS9
Product: saccharopine dehydrogenase (NADP+, L-glutamate-forming)
Exons: 1
Coding region: 1-1335 (444 amino acids)
Cellular component (GO): cytoplasm
Molecular function (GO): saccharopine dehydrogenase activity
Source: RefSeq, a predicted model, not a curated record